Messenger RNA from Punctularia strigosozonata HHB-11173 SS5, 1041 nucleotides. RefSeq lists its product as uncharacterized. The transcript has 2 exons. The record is from RefSeq and is a predicted model, not a curated record. The annotation marks the transcript as partial. Lineage: Eukaryota; Fungi; Basidiomycota; Agaricomycetes; Corticiales; Punctulariaceae.
AUGGAAGGAUUCAAAGGCAUCACGAUGGAAGGAAACACGAUCAAAGGGCUCCCGCAAGCGACUCCCGAAAUGCUGGACCGAAUCCUAGCCCGCAUUCAUGCUCAGCCAACCUACACCUUCCUCCCCGUACGCGGCAUAGUCUACCCCGACGACCCCGACGCCGCCUCCAAGCCCAUCCUGCUCCCCGAUCCCGCCGAAUACCCUUGGUACGAGCACCUCCACCUCCCCUGGUCCAAGAAUCCGUCCCACACCGGGAACCGGCGCAGACUCGCGGAGACCUUCCAGCCCCUCGCGGCUCUCCCGGCCGUAUUCGACCCCUUCUCCGCCGCGCUCAAGCACCCGCCGCCGACCUUCUUCCUCGGCUGGCCCAUCUACCCGCGCCUCACCCGCGCCUACGCGCUCGCGCACGACCUCGCCUGGAUCGUCGACCCUUCCGGCUCCGACCCCGUCCUGAAGCCCUCGGCCGACGUGACGGACGCGGACGAGCUGUACGAGCCGCGCGUGCUGGCGCGGAUGGUCAGGCGGUUCCAGCCGGCGCUCGAGCUCCAAGGGGCGUACGGCCCCGCCCGCGCGGUCGAAUCGGACGAAGAGGACCCGUGCGCGCUCAUCUGGUCGCUCUGCAACAACUGGGACUCGCCCGACGAGCGCCCGUCGGAGAAGCGGAUCAAGGAGCUGCAGGAGGAGCUCGGAUACGAAGACGGCCCGCAGUGGUACGCAGCGACCGAUGCGGGGGCGUCCUUCUGAAGGAGCGGGAGCUGUUGUCGUGUUUUGUUUUUGCCGUUUUUUGAUGUUACAUCCACUUCCUUGAACUCUCGGUACUGACUCUCGACGGCUGAAGUGGGCGGCCGCUAGGUAAUGUAUUGCGCACAGUAGCACAUACAUGUACCUAGUUAUUUGUACCAGUGCUGAAGCGGUGUGUCGGCUGUUAUACAGCUCACGGGAACCGUGGAUGCACUGUGUGCGCCAAGCCGCACGUAUUGGCGUGCGGUGCGGCAACCGGUUGUUCCGCUAUCGGGACCGCGCCGGAAAUACCUACCUACC